CGGCCGCCGCGGCAACAAGUGCUGGAGCUGAGGCGAGCCGAAGCCGCCCAGACCCCGCCGGGCCGCCCGUCCGCGCACUGCGCAUGGAGCGAGAGCGGCGGCGGUCGCGGGGCUGAGCCGCACGCGCGGCUGGGACGUGGAUGCGGCCGCGGUCUCCCGCCCCGCCCCGCCGAGCUGGAGGUGUCCCUAGACAAGAUAUGAGAAAUGAGUGUGGGGCGUCGAAGAGUAAGGUUGCUGGGCAUCCUGAUGACGGCAAAUGUCUUCAUCUAUUUGAUUGUGGAAGUCUCCAAAAGCAGUAGCCAAGACAAGAAUGGGAAGGGGGGAGUGAUAAUACCGAAGGAGAAGUUCUGGAAGCUGUCCAGCCUUCCCCGAGCGUACUGGAAUAGGGAGCAGGAGAAGCUCAACAGGUGGUACAAUCCCAUCUUGAACAGGGUAGCCAAUCAGACGGGGGAUCUGUUCACAUCUCCAAACACAAGUCACCUGAACUAUUGUGAACCGGACUCGACAGUCAUGACAGCUGUGACAGAUUUUAAUAAUCUGCCGGACAGAUUUAAAGACUUUCUCUUGUAUUUGAGAUGCCGAAAUUACUCGCUGCUCAUAGAUCAACCGAAGAAGUGUGCAAAGAAGCCCUUCCUACUGUUGGCGAUAAAGUCCCUCAUUCCACAUUUCGCCAGAAGGCAAGCAAUUCGGGAAUCCUGGGGCCGAGAGACCAACGUAGGGAACCAGACCGUGGUGAGGGUCUUCCUGUUGGGCAAGACACCCCCAGAGGACAACCACCCUGACCUCUCGGACAUGCUGAAGUUCGAGAGUGAGAAGCACCAGGACAUCCUCAUGUGGAACUAUCGAGACACAUUCUUCAACCUGUCUCUCAAGGAAGUACUGUUUCUCAGGUGGGUGAGCACUUCCUGUCCAGACGCCGAGUUUGUCUUCAAGGGUGAUGAUGACGUGUUCGUGAACACCCAUCACAUCCUGAAUUACUUGAAUAGCUUAUCCAAGAGCAAAGCCAAAGACUUGUUCAUAGGUGACGUGAUCCACAAUGCUGGGCCCCAUCGGGAUAAGAAACUGAAGUACUACAUCCCAGAAGUCUUCUACACUGGGGUCUACCCACCGUAUGCAGGGGGCGGUGGGUUUCUGUACUCUGGCCCGCUGGCCUUGAGGCUUUACAAUGUAACUGACCGGGUCCACCUCUACCCCAUCGAUGACGUUUAUACUGGAAUGUGCCUUCAGAAACUGGGUCUUGUUCCGGAGAAACACAAAGGCUUCAGGACAUUUGAUAUUGAAGAGAAAAAUAAGAAAAAUAUUUGUUCAUAUAUAGAUCUAAUGUUAGUACACAGCAGAAAACCUCAAGAGAUGAUUGAUAUCUGGUCUCAGUUGCAAAGUCCUAAUUUAAAAUGCUAGGAUACGCGUGAGCUACUCUUCACAGAAAGGCCUAGCCUGACUAGUUCCCAUGGUGUGUUUCCACAGUAGGCAAGUUCUGUGUGAGCCGUUAGCCUUCAUGAGUAGGUAGCCCCGGGGCCUCCAAGUCCCCAGCCCCUCGCCUGUGACGAGGGAAAGAAAACGGAGGAAGAUAAGUCACCGAGGCAGGGUGCGUGGUUACCGCCCUUCUCUGGCUGCCGGUCCUCAGUUUCUGCUUUUUCUUUCCUCCUCCAGAAGUUGACCGUGAACAUUUUUUGUUGUUGUUCUUGUAUGUGGUGUGCUCCUGUUUCCACUUUAAGGAUGGAUGGAUGGACAGAUGCCAGAUUAUAUAAACCAAGAUUCCGUAGGACACGACCUGGUGGUUUGGUGCGACGGAAUUCUAUUUAUUUUCGUAAGAUUUUGAUGGAUUUUUAAAGUUGCCUAGAAAGUGGACCGACGUCAGCCCUCCCCGUCACCCGGCAGUAUUGGCUUUUGUUACUAGAAACUGCUACUUCCUUCACACGAGGGAGGCCACGCGGCGCGCGUAGCUCCCGUGUGUUUGGUUUCCUGGGUGGCAUCGUGGUAGUUAACCUAAUUUUAGUAUUUUGAAAAUCGUGAGUGUGAUUCCCUAAUGGCCAACUAAAGACUGAGUAGCCUGACAGCCAUACGGGUCUGUGCGUGUUCAGCGUGGGCCCUGGAAGCGUUCGUGACUUCGGAACUGGAGGAGAGAGAAUCUGCAGGCAUUUUCCUAAGUGGUUUGUCAGCUUAAAACUCCCAGGUUCUAUUCUUGCCAUAUUCUCUGUCCCAUGUUCAUUCCUUAGAUAAAACUCUCCUGGGUAGCGGCGCCUCCCGAUCUAAGUGGAGGUUGCCAGUGUUUUUAUUUAUUGUUUAGAUCAAAGACCAAAACAUUUUCUUAAAAAAAAAAUAUUUUGUGUAAUGUUUUAUUUGUAUACAGUGUUGUUUGUGAAAUAUUUAACUAGAGCAUGAUUUUAUUUUUUUUCCUCAUUUUUUAAUUAGUUCUUUGAGAAUUUCAUACAAUGUUUUUUUUUGAUUGCAUACACACCUCUCCUGUCUCCUCCCAGAUACAGCCCCUAGCAUGAUGUUUUAAAUGUCAAGCUGUAACAUGUUAAAUAAAGUUAACUAUUAUUUUUGAAUUAUCAAAUUUGGAUUGGGGGGGUAUGAACUGCUAGAGAAAAUAAAGUUCUGCCAAAUUAUCGCUUACUCUUCUCUUGUAACGUGCUCUCUUGAAAUAUUUUUUGUGCUUUAGAGGGUUCUCCUCUGUGCUACUGGGGACUGGGAAAAAAAAAAGUGGAAAUAAAGUAAUUGUAUUUUUUAA
Molecule: messenger RNA, 2731 nt
Organism: Rattus rattus (black rat)
Lineage: Eukaryota; Metazoa; Chordata; Mammalia; Rodentia; Muridae
Gene: B3gnt2
Product: UDP-GlcNAc:betaGal beta-1,3-N-acetylglucosaminyltransferase 2
Exons: 2
Coding region: 205-1398 (397 amino acids)
Cellular component (GO): membrane
Molecular function (GO): hexosyltransferase activity
Source: RefSeq, a predicted model, not a curated record